This is a messenger RNA of Dreissena polymorpha, 1408 nucleotides long. RefSeq lists its product as uncharacterized. The record is from RefSeq and is a predicted model, not a curated record. The transcript is spliced from 2 exons. Bases 157 to 1206 code for a protein of 349 amino acids. NCBI's taxonomy places the organism in Eukaryota, Metazoa, Mollusca, Bivalvia, Myida, Dreissenidae.
UCACCCAAUUAACGAUCAGAUAAAUGAAAUCGAAAGUCGAAAAACAGCGACCAGUUACAAUAAAACGAAUUGAAUGUAUGUGUGAGGUUAUAAACACAAUUAAGCAUUGAAGUAAUGCGAAAACACAUUUCUUAAAGGACAAUAUACAACUAUGAAAUGAAAGACAAAUAUAGCGAACGCGCAGAGAUGGAUAAAAGAUGCACGUCGACAGGAACAUCACCGUCCUGUAAUGAAGUUGUACUACGUCCAUCGGAAAUCCGUUUUUCCCAGUUUUCCGUGUCACGCACAUUUACGGACGGGACGCCUAUCGAAGACCUCCUUAAGGAUAUCGUCGCCGGAAGAUGCUUUGCGUCGUCUGUCAAGCCGAUAGAGGUCGCCAGUGUCAAUGGAACGUGGUACUCCAACGACAACCGCCGGCUCUGGGUCUUCCAGGAGCUGGAGCGUCUGGGGCGCUUAACGAAAACCCGCGUGAAAGUGGUGAAACGGGUACAACCGACCAAAUUUACGACGAUGAAUAAAGGUAUUUCCGUUUCGAUACGAGGAGGGAACGCCGACAGUAAAGUGUUUCAAUCGGAUACUUGCACAAGUAAAUCGGGAAAGAAGAAACGGCCGUCUAGUUCACCCACUUGCGAAAUUGGUUCGGAUAAAGGUGUGGACAUUGUAGCUGAUGUCACCAAAAUUACUGCCACUUUUGUAGCAAUAGAUUCUUCAAACAAAUCAGGCUAUCAACCAAAGAAAGCUGUAAAGAAAGAGUCAAUUCAGUCGAAACAGUUUCCUGGUGCUUCCCGUCAAAACCAUACAAAUAAAAACACAAAACAAGCAAAGAAAGAUGAAAUGAAAAUGUCAAAACAAUCGAAACACUCCUCUGAUCAUUCUAGUAAGAAAACUAAGUGUGUGAAAUCUAAAAUAUCUCCGGAAGUCCUUGACAAGGUAGAAAAUCCGUCACUCUCUCGCAAGAGAAAGACGAAGACAAAAACCACGAAGGCGGUUUGUGUGAAAGAUAGUGCGAAACCGGCAUGUACACGACUAGAACAGGAAGUGACGAACACAGCUAAUAACGUAACGUCAGAUGCCGCGGUGUGGGACCCGUUAGACGACAUUGCAGCCUCUCUAUGUGACCCUUCUCGGAGAGAUAGCAGUUUUAUGGUGUUAGAAUCGUGCAGGGACGGUCUUUAUCUUAAAGCUAGAGGAGUUAGUCUGAAUUAGUUAUUCGGUGCCUGUGCUUAUUCAAAUUAGGUGCAUAUUUAUUAUCAGUUUGUUCUGUUUUAAUUGUUUGAUCAUUUCAAGAUGUUUAUGUUCAUUUUGAAUUAAUUAAAUUUUGCAAUAGGCGAUAUAAUUAAAGUAAAUGUUGGGCAAAUGUACAGGUGCAGGGGCAUGUACUCUUGAUCGAAUAUUAUAGAAAAAUUUA